This is a messenger RNA of Cantharellus anzutake, 1578 nucleotides long. RefSeq lists its product as uncharacterized. The record is from RefSeq and is a predicted model, not a curated record. NCBI's taxonomy places the organism in Eukaryota, Fungi, Basidiomycota, Agaricomycetes, Cantharellales, Hydnaceae. The transcript is spliced from 10 exons. The coding region runs from base 1 to 1578 and encodes 525 amino acids.
AUGGGUGUUGGAUCUCGUCUCAGCCAUUCAGGGUCUCUUGGGACCGUUUGUUACACGGGAGAAGUCGAAAGGACUAAAGGUACCUGGCUGGGCGUCGAAUGGGAUGAUCCUAACAGGGGCAAACAUAGUGGCGAACAUAACGGAAAGGUAUACUUUCAGUGUAGCAUUCCUGGCGCUGGAUCAUUCAUUCGCCAGACAGCGGAGACUUCGUUUGGUGUAACUUUCCGUCGCGCACUAGAAGACAAAUACCUUAGCGGCCUCAAUGCCCAUGAGGAAAAACUGGCCCCCAAUACUGCAGAGGUUUUUCUGCUAGGUACGAUUGAGAUCGAAGCGCCCAAUUUCGAUCGCGUACGGCAGAAAUUCUCUCGUAUCGAGAAGCUCAAGGAACUCAGCCUUGAUGGAGAGGGUGUCUCCAGCAUAGAAGCAGACGAUGAAUUGCGGAGAUGGUGUCGAAAUGUACAGGGCUUGAACCUAUCCAAGAAUUUGUUUACGGGCUGGAACUCCAUCUUAGUUGCUAUGAGCUUUUUACCCGCUUUGAAGUCCCUGAGUCUCGACCGGAAUCGUUUCCAGACACUGACGUCCCCUCUGCCGGAAACAUCAUCACGGGUGACCGAAUUGAGGCUUAAUGACACUUUAAUGUCAUGGGAGGAGCUCCCGUACAUUGCUCCAGCUUUCCCAAAACUAGAGGCCCUUCAAUUGGGCUUCAAUAGAUUGCAGAGGCUGGGUCCUUGGAAGCUGAGCUCCUCGCUUGUAUCCACUCUGAGGCUGGUCUUUUUGGACGGAAACUUGUUAAGUGACUGGGUCAACAUUACGGAGGCUGUAUCGGGCAUUACAAAUCUCCGCCAUGUGAGCCUGUCAUCCAACGCUUUCGUUGAAAUACCUCGGAACACCUCGAGUCCUCUCGGGAACCUGAAACACCUCGUCCUGAGCUCCAACAUGUUAUCCUCAUGGAUGUCAGUCGAUGCUGUUGGAGAGUGGUGCCCCGCCUUGGAGUCACUUGGAAUUACUGGUAAUCCUAUUACUGCUGUGGAGGACUCGACUGUUCGAGCAUUUAUUAUCGCCCGUCUCCCCUCGCUUAGAACUCUCGACGGAGGAGAAAUUCGAACAUUCGAGCGACGUGACGCUGAGCUCUUCUAUCUAUCUUAUAUAGCAAACUCUAUUGAAGAUGAAGACCUUCGUAAACGAGAGCAUCCUCAAUGGGAAGCGCUGUGUCAGAAACAUGGACGUCCAGACGUCACUAAACCUGCCCCAAAGGGUACAAUGGCCGACCGGAUGAUAACCCUACACCUCCAUCAACUUCCCAAAAAACACCCUUCAUCAAAUGUCCUCACAGCUGACAUGGUCCCUGAGAGCGUUGCUACCCUUCGGGUCCUUCCUAGCAUGCCAAUCCGCCUACUCCGUAUGAAAAUUUUCAAAACGCUGAAAAUCCCUCCUGACAAGGGGAAAGAUGCACUGCUUUGGACUCUCUUCAACCGCAUGGAUAACACCUGGCUUGCAACUGAACUUCCUUCAGCAGAAAAUCGGGAGAUUGACUGGUAUGGUGUGGAGGAUGGCAGUGGUAUAGGGGUGUGGGUGUAA